Molecule: messenger RNA, 4027 nt
Organism: Polyodon spathula (Mississippi paddlefish)
Lineage: Eukaryota; Metazoa; Chordata; Actinopteri; Acipenseriformes; Polyodontidae
Product: activating transcription factor 7 interacting protein
Exons: 22
Coding region: 100-3855 (1251 amino acids)
Biological process (GO): regulation of DNA-templated transcription
Cellular component (GO): transcription regulator complex; nucleus
Molecular function (GO): protein binding; transcription coregulator activity
Source: RefSeq, a predicted model, not a curated record
UCGCUCUCUCUCUUUGCCUCAGUGCUGCAUUGGUUGCUUUGUGAACAGGCCUGUGAUCCCGUCCCCUGCAAGCCAGCCAGCCAUAGCUGCAGGUGAGAGAUGGACUGCUUGGGAGAGCCCCAGAAGAAAAUCUUCAAAGCACGAAAGACAAUGAGGAACAGCGACCGGCAGCAGCUUGAGUCCGUCCACAAAGCCAGGGCCGAGCUCCUGAAACCAGGGGGGGGAGGAGGAGGGGAGCAGGGAGCCCGGGAGAGACCCGACACCCCCCUCCUCAACGGCCAGCACUCCCCUCUAGAGAACAGAGCCUCUCCUCCUCCCCCCUCUCCCACGCCCCCCUCCUCCCCUUCCCCACCUCCUCCCAGCUCCACACCGCAGCCCCCCGGCCCGGAGCAGGGGGGGGGUGUGGCCGCCGGACCCCCCAGGACAGAGGAGGAGAUCUAUGAGGAUAUUUCCGAGCCCAGUCCAGCAGAGGCGGGUCCCAGCGAAGCGGGUGACUCCCUCACAGACACACAGACUCCUGGACAGACAGACGGACAGCUCUCUGUAGAGAUGGACACACAGCCCUUUGCAGAGACAGACGGACAGCACUCUGUAGAGACGGACACGCACAGCCCUGGACAGACAGAUGGACUUCCCUCUGUAGAGACAGACGCACAGACAGACGGACAGCCCCCUGUAGAGACGGACGCACAGAGCCCAGGACAGACAGACAGACAGCAGCCCUCUGUUGAGAUGGAUGGAGAGGCCCCUGCAGAGACAGGCGGACAGUCCUGCACAGCGACAAACAUGGAGGAGGAGAGAGAGGAGGAGGAGGGAGCGGACGGAGGUGUGGGGGACCCAGGAGAGGUGGAGGAAGGGAAGGAGAGGCCCAGGACCCUCCCUGACAGCACACCCGCCUGCCCCCCCGCGGAGAUAGAGGGGAGCCCUCCCCUCCUCACACCCAGAGAGGAGAGCAGGGGGCAGACAGUCAGCAGCAUGGAGAUCGACCUUCCAUCCCGGGCUCCACCUUCUCCAACUCCUGGGACCCCCCCAGAAGAGGCACCCUCCUCCCGCCCUGACUCCCCUCACCCCCCUGCCCAGCCUGGCAGCCCCAAACCCGGGGAGGGGCCUGAGAGAUCAGCCAGUCCCUUAAAAACCAGCCCAGAGGGGCCGGCCUCGCCCAGCGAAACCACAUCAUCCCGAUGGGAGAGAGGGAUAACGGGGCCGGGGAGGCAGGGCUCCUCCCCCAGCCCCGCCCCCUCCCGGCACGACAGCUGUGACCUCAUACCCAGGGAAGGCUUCCUGGUGUUGAGCGAGGAAGAGGAGGGAGGCGGGGAGAGAGAAAGGGUCGAGGAUAACGAGGCCGCGGCUUUGGCACCCCCUGGUGGCGAUCCGGAGGGAACUGCAGCCGGUUCCUGGAGCGACGCAGAGCGGGAGAGAGGAGGAGAGAUCCAAAUUGAAGAAGAUGACCCAACAAAGUUCUGGAGAGGACGGAUAUCCUCUGUCUCCUCUCUCCCUCCAGUGGAAGUGGACACCUCUCCCCUCCUCCAGCCUCCCUCCUCUCUCUUCCUUGCCCAGCGGAAGCGUUUGCUGUCGGGGGGCAACGCUCACUCCUACCCGUCCCCCUGGGAGCACAAGAGACCGCGGAGAGGUGUGGAGGGAGGGGACCAGCUGGAGGCGGAGCUGGAGCUGAAAAUCACCACGGGCAGAGAGGGGCUGCAACACAAACUCAAACGGAUCAUACAGAGGAUUCUGGAGGAGAAAGUUCAAGCUUUGCAGUGCGGAGAGUUCGACAAAACAGUGAAGCAGCUGAGAGAGAGAGUGGAGAGAAUCGAGUGCCACACGAAACACGAGACACUACUGACCACACUGCAGGCUAAAAUCUCUCGUCUCUCGAAGAGGUUUGGAGCCGCCAACAAAGCCAGAGACGAGGAGAAGAAAGCACAGGAGCUCUCUGUUGUUGCUGCAGCUGCUGCCCCCCCCACCACUACCACCUAUCGGUCUCCUCAGACAGUUCUUCUCGUCAGGGCUACCAGCAGUAAAAACGCCACCGUGAACGAUGUGCUCACCUACGCCAGCAAGAACAUUUCUGUGAGGAAGAUGCUGGAAACGAAACGCACGGAUAUACAAAGUUUCAAACCCCUCGCCAUGGCGACCACGGCUCCCUCCCCCUCGGCGCCUGGCGCCGUGGUGACGCCCCUCCUCCAGGCCGCCGCCCCCGGCACCCAAUUGGGCAGCAUGGGGGCCGUGAGCCUGAACCUGAGCCAGGCCCCUCCCCUCGCCGCUGGUAACCUAGCGACGGCCAACCAGACGACAGCCACAACUUUCUCCUUGCCCUUCAUAUUCCACGUGCCCGUGGCCGUCUCCUCUUCUUCCUCCUCCUCGCCCGCCCAGACUCAGCUGAUCACUGCUGGGGCAGGGAGAGGCCAGAGCGCCCCCCCUUCCUCCUCCUCCUCCUCCUGCUCUUCCUCAGUUGCUUACUCUGCUUCCACCAGUAGCUUUGAGCUCCCCCCAGUACCUGCCUCUUCGUUCCCAGUGGCUGCCCCCCAGUCCAAACUCCAGCCUGCCGUCUCCCCGGCCAAAACCUUCGCCCCGAGUCCUCUGGGACCCACCAGGGCCACGCAGGGGUCCCUGGCUCAGGGUGGUGUUGCGAACCGGCCCCCCCCGGUCGCUACGGGACUAUACGGGGCUCCAGCGGGCGCAGGGGCCUCGGCAGGGGCCCGCGGGGGGGUGCAGCACGGUAGGAGCCAGGCGGGGGCGCUGCUGGUCAGCCAGGCGGGCGCGGAGAGUCACUCCACCAUCGGGAGCAGCAGCAGCACAGCCCUGGGGAGAGCAGAGAACCAAACUAUAAACAGAGCAGCUGAUUCUACAACACUGAAGACUCCCACACAGGUUGUAAGGAGUGCUAUUAUUGACCUCACAGAUGAUGAUGACGAUGUUCAAGUGACGGGAGUCAGAAAAGCCCCCCCUGCCGUGAACCAAACCCCCCCCUCCUCCCUCCUCGGCCCCCUCUCCUCCGUGCCUCCCCCGCCCCCUCACCCUGGGCACCCUCCACUCCAGCAGGGGCUGGCCUGCCCUGCAGGUGCUGGCGACCCUGCGACCACCACCAUGCAUGUGGCUGCCCACGGUCAGAUUGAGACCAUCCUUGAACUUGCAGAGACUGUCCGGACUCUGUCCUUCAGACUGCGGCCUGCGGGGGGACCACGGACCCCCCUCUCCUCUCAGGGGGUCUUCACUCCUCAGCUGCCCUCCACACCCGGGGGGGGCAACAGCAGGGCAGUCGGCGCACAGCAGGGGCAAAACAGACAGGGUAGCCCCCAGUCUACAGGGCUCCCAGUGCGAGCGAACCCCCAGACCAGUCCCUACGCGCUCAACGGACCCCAACUCACAGUCCACCACCGCGGUCUGCAGAGAGAGACCCUCCCCACGCUCCCCCCCCACCUCCACUCCUCCUCCUCCCCCCCACCCCUCCUCCUGCCCCCCCUCCACCCCGCCCCCGGGGGGAGGGCCCCCCCAGCUCCCCCCCCGGAGAGGGGCCUCCCCGAAGCUCUCGCCCACGAUCCCCUCCUCAGAGAACCCACCUUCACGUCUCGGCCUGCUUCGACGGAGUGCGCGGCUGUGGACAGCUACCACCUGUACGCUUACCACCAGGACCCUUCCUCCUCCUCCUCCUCCUCCUCCCCUCCCUCCUCGCAGUGGAAGAAGAUCGGGGAGGUGAAGGCUCUGCCUCUCCCCAUGGCCUGCACGCUCACUCAGUUCGUUUCUGGCAGCAAGUACUACUUUGCCGUCCGUGGGAAAGACAUCUAUGGGAGAUUCGGGGCGUUCUGCGAACCCCAGUCGACCGACGUGAUCGCCACGCAGCAGCCGGGGAGCUGAGGGGAGACGAGAGGGGGGCCUGGGGGAGAGGGAACUGAAAUUAAGAGUCCCAGUUGGUGGUAGCAGUGGGAUAUUUUAGACAGAUCGAUCAAAGAUGGGAAUCGGACUCCUAUUGCACAGCAGUGUGAUCCAGUCCAGGUUUCACUGCUACCAGCUUGAUCAGCCCCCAGUG